AAAACUUCUCUCUUUUACCAUCGGGGAAGACUUGAGCGCAAAAUUUAUUUCUCCCCUAUCGCGCCGCCACCAUUCCGCCCGACGUCUGCUUCGCCACCACGCUCAACAACUUGACGACUCCUUUGUUUUUCAAGAAGCUCCUAGACAAACAUGGAUGGAGUCAUUUUAGGCAUGCCUGGGCCAUGGGCUGAGAGUAAUUAUGAAGAAGCUGAUAUAUAUACUACGAAAAUCGGAGGCAUUCCUGUAUUUUACUCAAAUCUUGUUUGAGAAUUAUAUUUCCUACUUUCAGAAUGUGCUGCUUCCUGAAUUUUGGUUUGCUAUACCCGUUGAUCAGGAUUUUCCUAUUCCACUUUUUUAUGAGAAGCCGGAUCUGCUUAAGUGCGAUACGUGUAGGAGCAAUCUUUCUCUCGUUGCCCAGGUCCAUGCUCCUGUUUCGAGUGCGUCUUUGACAAUAGACGAGCGACUAAUCUUUGUUUUGGCCUGUAUGGUUCCAAGGUGUGAGAGCCCCAUCUGGAAAGCACUUCGAGUACAGAAAAUUUUAAGCAACAAAAGGGUCGAAUCACCUAUGUCUACUUCUUGUUCAAAAACUAAUUGGCUGGAUGACCUAUGCUCGUUUGACGUUGGAGAAGAGGAUGAUGACAUAGACAUAGAGGACUUGAGUAGGGCCCUUUCGGAAGCCGCUAGUUUAAAUUCUACUGACGAAAAGCAGAAUAACGUCGCUAAGCCCAGGAAAGAAUAUAUGUCCACUGGUCAAUCAAGUAGGUCUAUUGAUAGUAGUAUUCCAGUUUUGCCGUGCUUCUAUACAUAUGCUCAAGAAGAGAAGCUAUCCAAAAAGGCUAUUUCCGAAAGUUCUAAGCUUCAAAUCUCCAUUGAAGAGUAUGAGAAAAAUCGUAAAGAUGACCCUGAUGGAGAAACUUACGGAGAGGAGAAAUAUGAAUAUGAUUCAGCAUUAAAUGCUGAUAGAACUUACCUCAAGUUUAUGAAAAGAAUGGAUGCCUACCCAGAGCAAUGCUUCAGGUACUCCUACGCUGGAAAACCUCUAUUGGCUUCUGGAGAGAUAGGGAAUCCCGGAUCCUGCAAGCUCUGUGGUGGGGCAAGGCAUUUCGAAAUGCAGUUGAUGCCGACAUUGAUAUUCUUCUUGCUGGAGAGAAGCGAUGAUCAACAGAGGAUACCUUUGGAAAAGUUUGAUUGGUUGACUGUUUUUGUGUACACCUGUUCCACGAACUGUGCAGGUGCAGAAUUUCAAGUUAAAUCUGGUGACGACGAAUGGAUAGUAGCUGAGGAGGCACUUAUAUUCCAGCAAGAGUGAAGAAUUGAAGUGAAGUUUAAGGGUUUUUCUCUCUUUCAUUCUUUCUUUUUUGUUGUGGGUGGUGAGUAUUACUCAUUUGUAGUGUUAAUAUUUUGACAAUUUUUGUAUCUUGAGAAAUUUACUUAAACUACAGAGAUUUAAACCGAUCAUAAAAAUGCAGCAGUGUAUAUGAAUUGAGCUAUCAUUCUUUUAGUAGCUCAUAUCCUUUUGAUA
Salvia splendens (bonfire salvia) is the source of this 1522-nucleotide messenger RNA. RefSeq names its product programmed cell death protein 2-like. Bases 200 to 1309 code for a protein of 369 amino acids. The record is from RefSeq and is a predicted model, not a curated record. Gene Ontology annotation, cellular component: cytoplasm. The transcript has 7 exons. Lineage: Eukaryota; Viridiplantae; Streptophyta; Magnoliopsida; Lamiales; Lamiaceae.